UGGAUUAUUGUUCACAUGCCUUCGGAAUAAGUGCAGUACAUAUUUUCACAAGAAGAUUAAGUAUAUAAAAAAAAUCAUUUCAAACUACCAUUUUUAUUUCGUGCAAAAAAACUAAGACGGGAGAGCUUUUAUCUGAUGCCUAUGCAAAUGCAAAUUGUAUGAGAAAUGUUUUAAACAUAAUAGUUUAAGCAGUGAAGGAAUACGUUCAUGGAACAUCACGAAUGUUUUCUUUUUCAGGGUUUGUUUUUUCGGGUAAAAUCUGUCUCAUCAUUUUCCCAGAUGUUUCACGUGAAAUGACGUAGAUAUGAGCUCUUCGUUCUAGGAUAUAUUUAUUAUUGCCGUGUAUAUGUAUAUAGCUAUGCUCUAAGUGUAAUUGUUCUCUUCUUUUUUUUGAAAGAGUCAGGAGUAGGGCCGUGUCAAAAACUGGAUAUAUGUAAUUAACAAAUUGUGUCAAACGAUUCAUUUGGAACUAUUUUCAAAAUGGCGGAAGGAAAGGUUGCCUCCUGUUCAAGAUAUAUAUUGAUUAUUCUUAAUUUGAUAUUUCUGAUAACAGGUAUUCUUCUUCUAGGAAUGGGUAUCUGGAUUGUAGCUAGCGACAAGGCAAUGGACACUGUCAAGGAAAAAUUCCACCUGACCGUAAAUGUAGGGACACUGUUAUCUAUAGGUUAUGCUAUCAUUGGUGUGGGUUCAUUUAUGUUCCUUGUUGGAUUCUGUGGAUGUUGUGGAGCUAUCCGGGAAAGUGCCAUCAUGAUUGGAGUGUACAUCAUUUUUAUGGUUGUCUUACUCUGUGGAGAACUUGCUGCAACGGUAUAUACAGCCUUAGAAAAAUCUUCUAUAGAAACAAAAAUCCGCCAGCAACUUCUCUCAGAUGUGGAAAAUUAUAACAAUAAAUCCAACCUUGAUUUUGUACAAGCAAAGUUUGAAUGUUGUGGAGCUGACAACUACACGAAUUAUAGGAAUAGUAUUUACUUCACAAGUGAUGAUAGCAUGACUACGUUCGUACCUGACAGCUGUUGUAAGAGUGAUGGUAACAAAGGUCCUGUAGACAGAGAGGCAUGCCAAUCAGCAGCUAAAUCAGGACUCCCGAAUGACAACUUGUUUACAACGGGAUGUUUCAAUAUAAUAAAAGGUUUGAUAGAAGACAAUAGUGCUAUACUGAUUGGUAUAACGGCAGGGAUUAUAGUUAUAGAGUUACUUGGUAUCGUGUUUGCAGUAUUUUUAUGUAGGAACAGAACUGACUACGACUACUAUGACGAUUAAAAGAUAGAGGAACUACUUUUCUUUAAAAGAAAGAGAUUAAGAUUCAUAUCCACCUUUUUGAGGGUUUUGUUUAAAAGUUGCAUUAAAAUUGAUUUUCUGUAUAUUUCGAGAUAGAUUUUUAACUGCAAGGUUGAUAUCUUCGUCAGGAUUAAUGAUUACAUCUUAUGACAAAUUUAAAUGAUUUAUGUUUGCCUGAAAGCAGUUAAUGAACAGAUUACUCGGUUUGAUGUAAUAUAUCUCAAACAAACCAGAUCAUCUACAUUAUAAACACUCAUUAUAAUUGUGACUUUAAUUAUUGGAGUUUGACCAAUAUGUUUUAACAUUGCAAAAAUGUGCGUUUCUGUCCACAUUAAGUGCCUUAUAGGAAUGAAAUCAAUUGUGACCAAAGCUUUAUCAAUCCAUAGACAUGAAAGAAGAAUUGUCAAAUCAUAGCUUUUAUCAUUGAAGGUUGGUCCAUUCAGUAUAAUUUUUUUGAGUUUUUCGUCUGUUUCAUGUUGCCGUAACAACAAAAUAUUUGUAUUUCUAUUUUUAUUGCAAUUAUGCUGUUUACAUUUAUCUAAUAUUUUUUACUAAUAUAAAAGAGGUUCGAGUCUACUAGAUUGUAAAGUAAUUAACGAAAGUAAUUUUGUUCGAAUGUUACAUACUUGUUUUACACUUAUAAUUCAUUUAAAAGAGAAUAAGGAUACAUUACAUGUAUGUGCCAUUUAUUUCUUGCCUCUCAGUAACUAAUCAUUCAAAUAGUAAUUAAAUAAAUAAAUGAGAUUAAAUUACUUAUGAUAUAUAAAACAUUUAACAUACUCGUUUCCGUAAGUCUUUUUAAGACAAAAAAAAAUCAUUUACCUUUUGUGCAUGGGAAGAUAAAAAAAAAACAGCCCUAAAAUCUGCUUAAAAUGGGCAUUAUUGAGCCGCGUCACGACAAAACCAACAUAAUGGGUUUGCGACCAGCAUGGAUCCAGACCAGCCUGCGCAUCCGCGCAGUCUGAUCAGGAUCCAUGCUGUUCGCUGUCCGUUUCUCUACUUGUAAUAGGGUUGGUAAGCGAACAGCAUGGAUCCUGAUCAGACUGCACGGAUGCGCAGGCUGGUCUGGAUCCAUGCUGGUCGCAAACCCAUUACGUUGGUUUUGUCUUGACGCGGCUCAUAUAACGAUACAGCGCUGUAUAUACUGCCUAAAUGAAAGACAAACCUCUAGAAACGUUCAUUAGCACAUCUUAUUAGUCUCAUUCAUGCAUUUGAUAAAUAGAUGAAGGCACAAUAAAUAUUGCUGCAUACAGGACACCCUGAGAUAUUCUGAACUCAAAAACCGUUAAUAGUUUAUCGCCUUUACAUUUCCUUAAGUUUGUAUUGUUUGCUACAAUAUGGAGAUUUAUUGUAUACUGUAAUGUAGAUUUUGUCAGUCAACUAUAAUUUAUUGAUUUAUUUU
Ruditapes philippinarum (Manila clam) is the source of this 2680-nucleotide messenger RNA. RefSeq names its product CD82 antigen-like. The transcript has 8 exons. The record is from RefSeq and is a predicted model, not a curated record. The coding region runs from base 481 to 1260 and encodes 259 amino acids. NCBI's taxonomy places the organism in Eukaryota, Metazoa, Mollusca, Bivalvia, Venerida, Veneridae. Gene Ontology annotation, cellular component: membrane.